AUUUCGGGUUCUGUUUCACUCUUUAAUCCUUAACAAAUUAUUUCUGCAAGCUGUUAUCGGCACUCUAAAGUAUCCACCGAUCAUGGAUUGAGACAAGUGCUAAUACGAGAGACGGAGGAGUGCAUGAUGAUUAUUUUUGCAUUGCUAAUAACAAUUCAUGUUCGAAUUUUUUGAAGAUUAAUUUUUAUUGCUGGGAAGUAAACUAGUACUGAUCAGUUACAGAUUUUAGUAUGAUCUAUAUCCAUUGGUUAUAUUUACUUGGGUUUCUCAAGCAGAGAGAGUGUAAAAAUGUUAUCCACUCUGAAAGGCAUGCUCAUAAGGACACCACCUGAGGUUUAUAGGCAGAGAUUGUUGAAGGGAAAAUAUGUGGAUCAAUUUGAUCUUGUUAGAGAAAACCCUUCCUUCCAUGGCCUCAACUCGUUGGGUCGAGUUGGCCUCAAGCGCUGUCACCCGCAGCAGAUGCAAAUUGUAAACGGGAUAAUGAACCCAAACCCGAAGAAGAAUGAGCCAGGACACAUCGAAGCAAAAGCUGUUCUGUCCCCAGUUGCAGAUAAGACUGCACCAACAACCAGAAAGCGAGUAUUUACAUUUGGAAAAGGAAAGAGUGAAGGCAACAGGGCAAUGAAGUCAUUGUUGGGAGGGAAAGGUGCAAACCUGGCAGAAAUGGCUAGCAUUGGACUAUCCGUCCCACCUGGACUUACUAUUUCAACAGAAGCAUGCCAAGAGUAUCAGCUGAAUGGCAAAGAUUUACCACAAGGUUUGUGGGAGGAGAUACUAGAGGGCUUGGAGAGUGUGCAGAAGGACAUGGGUGCUAUUCUCGGUGACCCUUCCAAGCCUCUCCUCCUCUCCGUUCGCUCUGGUGCUGCGAUUUCCAUGCCUGGCAUGAUGGACACUGUCCUCAACCUUGGACUCAAUGACAAUGUGGUUGCUGGUUUGGCCGCGAAAAGUGGAGAGUGCUUUGCUUAUGACUCGUACAGGCGUUUUCUAGACAUGUUUGGAAAUGUUGUUAUGGGAAUUCCACACUCAUCCUUUGAGGAGCAGUUGGAAAAACUAAAAGGUACAAAAGGAGUUGAGCUUGACACAGAGCUAACAGCCUCUGAUCUUAAAGAGCUGGUAGAACAAUACAAAAAUGUCUAUCUCGAAACCACCGGUGAAAAGUUCCCUUCAGAUCCAAAACAACAGCUUCUCUUGGCUGUUAAAGCAGUUUUUGAUUCUUGGGACAGCCAAAGAGCCAAUAAAUAUCGGAGCAUCAAUCAGAUAACGGAUUUGAAGGGAACCGCGGUUAAUAUUCAAUGCAUGGUUUUCGGGAACAUGGGAAAUACUUCUGGCACAGGUGUUCUGUUCACUAGGAAUCCAAGCACCGGUGAAAGGAAGCUUUAUGGAGAAUUUUUAAUCAGUGCUCAGGGAGAAGAUGUAGUUGCCGGCAUUAGGACGCCAGAAGACUUGGAUACUAUGAAAAAUUGUAUGCCAGGAGCUUACAAGGAGCUUGUAGAGAACUGUGAAAUUCUAGAAAAACAUUACAAAGAUAUGAUGGAUAUCGAGUUCACAGUCCAAGAAAAUAGGUUGUGGAUGUUACAAUGUCGCAGUGGAAAGCGUACUGGUAAAGGUGCAGUGAAGAUAGCCGUAGACAUGGUGAAUGAAGGGCUUGUAGAUAAGCGCACUGCAAUCAAGAUGGUUGAACCACAGCACCUUGACCAACUUCUUCACCCACAGUUUGAGAAUCCAACUGCUUACAAAGACAAAGUGAUCGCCACUGGAUUGCCUGCAUCUCCAGGAGCAGCUGUAGGGACAGUCGUGUUCAGUGCUGAGGAUGCCGAAACAUGGCAUGCACAAGGAAAGAGUGUCAUCUUGGUAAGGACUGAAACUAGCCCCGAAGAUGUUGGGGGUAUGCAUGCAGCUGCAGGGAUCUUGACAGCUAGAGGAGGCAUGACAUCUCAUGCAGCUGUUGUAGCCCGUGGGUGGGGCAAAUGUUGUGUUUCUGGCUGCGCUGAUAUCCGAGUAAAUGACGCUGAGAAGCUGGUUGUGAUCGGGGAUACAGUGGUCGAGGAAGGAGAAUGGCUCUCACUCAAUGGUUCCACUGGGGAAGUCAUAUUAGGAAAAGAGCCCCUUUCUCCUCCGGCUUUAAGUGGAGAUUUGGAAACCUUCAUGUCUUGGGCUGAUAAAGUCAGGCGUCUCAAGGUUAUGGCAAACGCGGACACACCUGAAGAUGCGCUAACAGCAAGAAAUAACGGUGCGGAAGGGAUUGGACUUUGCAGGACAGAGCACAUGUUCUUUGCUUCGGAUGAUAGAAUAAAGGCGGUAAGAAAAAUGAUCAUGGCAGCUACAACUGAACAGAGGAAGGCGGCACUGGACCUCUUACUACCGUAUCAAAGAUUUGACUUUGAAGGAAUUUUCCGGGCAAUGGACGGUCUUCCAGUAACAAUCCGCCUGUUAGACCCUCCACUUCAUGAAUUUCUUCCAGAAGGUGACUUAGAACAGAUUGUCGGCGAACUAACUGCAGAGACUGGCAUGACUGAGGAUGAAGUUUUCUCGAGAAUUGAGAAAUUAUCAGAAGUAAACCCCAUGCUUGGUUUCCGCGGCUGCAGGCUCGGGAUAUCAUACCCAGAACUCAGCGAAAUGCAGGCACGUGCAAUCUUUCAAGCUGCAGUCUCAAUGAGCAACCAGGGUGUCAAAGUUUUCCCUGAGAUAAUGGUUCCCCUUGUCGGAACACCUCAGGAACUAGGACAUCAAAUGAGGCUCAUUCAGAGUGUCGCGGGACAAGUGUUCUUCGAGAUGGAUACCACCUUGAGUUAUAAGGUUGGGACUAUGAUUGAGAUCCCUAGAGCUGCUCUGGUUGCAGAUGAGAUUGCGAAGGAAGCUGAGUUCUUUUCUUUCGGGACCAAUGAUCUCACACAAAUGACAUUUGGCUACAGUAGAGAUGAUGUGGGCAAGUUUCUACCUAUCUACCUUGCAAAAGGCCUUCUUCAAAGUGAUCCAUUUGAGGUCCUUGAUCAAGGAGGUGUUGGGCAGCUCAUCAAGAUGGCCACUGAAAAGGGUCGCGCAGCUAGGCCUAGCUUAAAGGUUGGAAUAUGCGGAGAGCAUGGUGGGGAGCCUUCUUCUGUUGCAUUUUUCGCGGAGGCCGGAUUAGACUAUGUUUCGUGUUCUCCGUUCAGGGUACCUAUUGCUAGGCUAGCAGCAGCUCAAGUAGCUGUCUGAGAAAGAUUGCAUAACCGGCGACUCUGCACUUGUAAAUAUCUGCAGUUUAUUUGUUGUUCAUACAAAUCCUCUAUCAUUAUGUAGAAACCAAAAUAUAGGGGAAAAUAACAUAUGUAAUAUACGUAUAUGUAUAUAUAUUUUUUUCAUAUUACUUUACAAGAACAGGAAAAAAACUAAAUUAGGGAAUGUGGAUAAUUCUUCGGCUUCGAUGUUUUGGGAAUAAAUUCUGUGUAAUAUUAAACAGGGUA
Pyrus x bretschneideri (Chinese white pear) is the source of this 3443-nucleotide messenger RNA. RefSeq names its product pyruvate, phosphate dikinase, chloroplastic-like. Gene Ontology annotation, biological process: phosphorylation; pyruvate metabolic process. Bases 289 to 3195 code for a protein of 968 amino acids. The record is from RefSeq and is a predicted model, not a curated record. The transcript is spliced from 20 exons. Gene Ontology annotation, molecular function: ATP binding; pyruvate, phosphate dikinase activity; kinase activity. NCBI's taxonomy places the organism in Eukaryota, Viridiplantae, Streptophyta, Magnoliopsida, Rosales, Rosaceae.